AUGAUCGACAUGCUGAUGUGUAACUGUAUUCCGUUUCACACAUGCGGAUACUAUCCUGAGCUUCGUAGCAGCAAUGAUUGGCAUCCUGAUACGGAUAACAUUCUAGACUUCGUAUCCAAGCACACAUCCAUCAAAGACGUGUACCAUGUGCUCAGUCCUCCGGGGCAUCCGAGCUGCAAAUCCAACGCAAAAGAAAAGAAUUUCAACUACAAGGACGAAUGGUCGUGGGACAAGACGCUCAAAGUGCAAAUGGACUACUGGGGAAUUAACAACAUUGACCGUGUCCGUGCGAAGUUCCCACGUAUCCGUACGAUAGAGUUUGUGGAUACGUUUCAGGCGACUGACCCAAGACCUGACCUGCACUCGGAGGAGGACUGUCUGCACUACUGCCACGUAGGAGUGCCGGAUGUGUGGGCUCAGUUUGUACUGGAGUAUAUGCAGGCACAUACGAACAACUAG
This is a messenger RNA of Sphaeroforma arctica JP610, 459 nucleotides long. RefSeq lists its product as hypothetical. The transcript has 3 exons. Lineage: Eukaryota; Ichthyosporea; Ichthyophonida. The record is from RefSeq and is a predicted model, not a curated record. The coding region runs from base 1 to 459 and encodes 152 amino acids.